AUGACAGACGUGGAGCUGAUGAAGAGGAUGUUACGGGCGGUGCUGGCGGCCAAUAAGAGCGGGCCCGGGGUGUCUUUGUCUCGCCUCCAGUCUGAAUACAAGGCUCUGACUGGUGAACAGAUCCCUCAUAAACAGAUGGGUCAUGCCAGUCUGGAUACCCUGCUGCACAGCAUUCCCAGCGUGGUUCGCAUGGAGCGCAACCGCACUGGGGAGAUGGUGUGUUUCGCCUCAGUCUCCAGCGAGACGGCCCACGUUGCCAAACUGGUGGCUCGACAGUGUACCUCCAAGAAGACUGGACGACCCCAAAUGGUCAACUGUCAGAUGAGGGUCAAACCGGCCGCCCCUCUCAUCCUCAAUGCCAAGCCCAGAACCUCCCUGAGACAGCCUGACCACAGGGGUGUGGGGCGAGGAGGAGGUGGGGGCGGCCGGGGAUUGGGAGGCCAGCAUGGAGACUUCAGACAGGGGAGGGACAUGAGGAACACCCAAUCAGAGGGAAAGAGCAAUCAGAGCUCCAACCAGAACAAACCAAUCAAUCAGAACACCCCUGCUACCAGGAAGUCCUAUGUGCACUCUGAGAGGUCAGACAAAAGGAUGACCCUGCCGUCACUGUUCCAGAAGGAAGUGUACACUCAUUUCUCCAGGAACACCCAGAGCAACCCUUCUACAAACUUCAAAGAAAAUGCUGUCUCUGGGAAGCCCAAGCCACAUCACCACCCCAAGGACUACAACCCCUCACCCGGGGGGAACUACAACCCCCAGAAGGUGCAAGGGCAUAUCAGAGAGGUGCUGAACAAGUACAGUAAUGGUUUCUGGGUGUCCAAGCUGCCUCAGCUCUACAGAGAACUGUACAAACAGGACCUGCCUAGUGAAGCAAUCAAAGACUUGGAGCACUGGACACACAUCUGCACCGUAGAGAAACCAUGCAGCAGCAACCCCAAUGAGUUACUCCUCUACCCGGCUAAGGAACCAACACAGACCCCAUCCCCUGUCCCUACCAGAGUCCAAUACCCCACCUCCACCGCCUUCACCCCAACCAUGGACAUCAAGCCCCAGUCAAAGCCCCCUACCACCCCCUCUACCACUACCAUGAGCCCCCUCCCACUAACCACCCCCUCUUCCUCCCCUAGUCCUCCAGCCUCCCCCUCCACCCUCUCUCCCGACCUCAGACAAAAACUGGGAGAGCUUCUAGUCAAAUACAGCAAUGGUCUAUGGGCCCACGCCUUACCCAAACUCUACUUGGACACGUACAAAACCAAACUCCCCGAACACAUCCUGGAGAAUCUCUCGCUGCUCUCCGACUUCUGCACCAUCGAAUACCCCAUGCCGGACAACCCCAAACGGGCCAUUCUGUACAAGAGGACCAGGGAGGAGGAGAACCGCAACAGGAUGGAGUCAGUGGAGGAGUGCAGGGCCAGAGAGGAGGUGGGGAGGAGGCUCAGUACCCAGACUGUACCUCCUCUUCUCAUCCCCCGAGAGGAGUACCCCUCUGUGUUGGUGGGGGAGGCUGCUAAUACCAACGGAGUCAUACUCCGGUACAUAGGAGAGGGUUACUCCCAAGCCCAGGAGGCUCUGGAGGACAAGAUGAGAGAAUUCUACUGUUGCCAGGACAACAACACCCGUACUGGUGACAAGAAAAGUGGUACACCCCUGGCCUCCCUAACCUCAGGUCAGCUGGCUGCCGUCAGGACGGAGGAGGAUGAGGAGGUACUACGAGCACAAGUCACAGAGGUCAUGGCUGACAAGGUCAAGGUUUACUAUGUGGAUCACGGGUUUUCAGAAGUCAUCAGCAAGGCCAAAGUGUUUGAGCUGCAUGAGAAGUUUUUCAACCUGCCUUUCCAGGCCACCAAGUGUCAAUUGGCUGGUCUGGAGCCUUUCUACCAGGAGCCUGCUGUCCUGAAGAAGUUUGAGUCCAUGGCCAGCGGCAAGAUCCUGUUGGCUGAGAUCCUAGAGAGAGGGCAGACCCCAUUGGUGGUCCUGUACGACACGUCGCAGGAUGUUGAUGUCAACAUCAACGCUGCAUGUAUCAAAGCCCUGCAGGACAAGACUCUGGCCAGCCCCCUACAGGUGAACAGUGCCUAUAUGAACGUGGCUGUGAGAAGUGUGUGUUCAGACGGGACCAUCUACUGCCAGCUCCCGUCUCGAGGUCUGGCCAAACUCACUGAGAUCCUGGAGAAGGCUGAGGCAUACUUCCACUCACAGGUGACGUCAGAGUUCCUGGUGUCCAGACCGUUCUGUGGGAAAAGCUGUCUGGCACGCUACAAAGGCAAAUGGUCUCGCGUGGAGAUCACUAACCUACAUGGUAGUCGUGUGUUGGACAUCCUCUUCACAGACCUGGGGGUGCAGGCCUCAGUGGAGGUGAUUGAGCUGAGGGAAGUCCCACCUCCUUUCCUACGGGACUUGAUUGCCAUCCCACCACAGGUGGUGAAGUGUUGUCUGGCUGACCUGACUGUGAGGGGUGUGGGCUCCUGGACUCCAGACGCUGUUCAGUGGUUCCGAGACGCCGUGCUCAACUCCACAGACUGCAGAGUGAAGAUCGCCAAGCUGGAUGAGACCAAGCGCAGUGUAGCCCAUGUCUACCUGUUCCCCGACAAGAACUUCCAGGACCCCGCGAGGAGUCUCAACCGCCAAAUGGCUGCCUCGGAUCUCUUCAAACACAGAGGGGACCACUGCCCUUCCAAGACCUCCACCUGUACCUCCACUGCCACCCUUACCUCUACCCCCAAGACCUCCACAACCACCAUCACACCCAGCUCCAACGGUACCAAGCCCCAGCUGAGAUGUGCCCGCUCGGAACCAAGGCCGACGGGGGGUACAAGCACCCCACCGGGGACUCCCCCACCUCCCUCAUCCACCACACCUAUCAAGCUACCCUUGCUGCUGGAACUACCACCUGCAGGUCAGUACCAUACAUGUUCUAUAUGUAAUUAUAUGGUCCAAACUCUCCCUAAAUCUGUCUCUGCUGCAGGUCAUAACAUGGAUAUCUAUGUGUCGGUGGCGUGUCAUCCGGGCCACUUCGUAGUGCAACCUUGGAGAGAUAUGUACAAGCUGGUGGUUCUGAUGGAAGAGAUGAUCCUGUACUAUAAUAAAACAGAGGAGAAGCCUCUCAAAGGGGAGAAGAACCAGAUAUAUGCUGCCAAAGUAGAGAACAAUUGGCACCGUGUGCUGGUGAAGGGGGUGUUGACCAAUGGUCUGAUGUCGGUCUAUGAACUGGACUAUGGUAAACAUGAGCUGGUCAGCGGCACACAGCUCCGCCCCCUCAUACAGGAGUUCCGACAGCUACCAUUCCAGGGCAUCACCGCACAACUCGCAGGAGUGAAACCGAGGCAGUGGUCGGAGGAGGCUUCCAUCUUGUUCCGGAACCAUGUGGAGAAGAAGCCGCUGGUGGCUCAGCUGGAGGCCGUACAGGAAGCGCAUCACCCCUGGGACAGGAAGUUGACCGUCUUCCUGGUUGACACCUCGCAGGAGGAGAGGGACAUCUGGGUUCACGACAUCAUGGUCGAGUUCGAACUCACCAAAGAAGUGUAGUUAGAUCAACCCUGUGCACAACAGUGCAUCUAGAGUGCUGGUUAUGGCAGGAACAACUAGGUAGGUCUAUUCAAAACAAAUGUUUAAAAAAAUAUAUAUUUAUAUACUAAAGUAUAAACAUUUGUUUUGGAUACCUAAGUGUAGUUGGAUGCUGGACAUUUCUACGGAUGUUGCUAUGAGAAACCAGAACGCCUGUUGCCGUUACAAUGGGAGACAGUUGGAAGGAGAGGAGACUUGUGACUUGGACUUGUUGUGCUUGAGAGUGGGGGGACACAGUGAAACACACUCUCGCUCACAGUAUGGGAUGGCAUUCUGAUCAAAAGCUCAAUAAUAUCACCAUCGUGCCGACUUCCCUGGAAGCUUUGCCCCACAGAGGAGUUGUCAUAAUCUGUUGAAUGUCUAGCCGUGAUAUGGGAUGGGUUUCCUGACGCCUUCGCUCAUAUGGUACUUUUGUUUUCUUGACUCAAGCCCCUCCGUAGAACAGCAAAGUCCUACAUUUGACAAAUUUCGCGCCUUGACUGGAUUGUGGAGAGAUAAUGUAGCUACGAAGGCUUUGGGAAACACAUUAGUGUUCCUCUAAUUAGAAACAAAUUAUGGAAAUAAAUAUGUAUGUGAUACAUAAGCUGCAUUAACAAUCAACGCAAAAAACGUAUUUACAGUGCAUUCGAAAAGUAUUCAGACCCCUUGACCUUUUCCACAUUUUGUUACG
Molecule: messenger RNA, 4234 nt
Organism: Salvelinus namaycush (lake trout)
Lineage: Eukaryota; Metazoa; Chordata; Actinopteri; Salmoniformes; Salmonidae
Product: tudor domain-containing protein 7B-like
Exons: 18
Coding region: 1-3525 (1174 amino acids)
Source: RefSeq, a predicted model, not a curated record